This is a messenger RNA of Hyla sarda, 806 nucleotides long. Its product is annotated as ribonuclease H1-like. Bases 90 to 677 code for a protein of 195 amino acids. The record is from RefSeq and is a predicted model, not a curated record. Gene Ontology annotation, molecular function: nucleic acid binding; RNA-DNA hybrid ribonuclease activity. NCBI's taxonomy places the organism in Eukaryota, Metazoa, Chordata, Amphibia, Anura, Hylidae. Gene Ontology annotation, biological process: DNA replication, removal of RNA primer. The transcript has 6 exons.
UUCUCUCAGAGAGAUCACUUCACUCCACAGAUCACUUCCACUGAGGAGCCAGGAGACGCUAUCGCCUCAUCAUCCUCUCCCCGGUCACCAUGUUCUAUGCAGUGCGGAGAGGCCGCCAGCCCGGUGUCUAUAACAGCUGGGAUGAAUGCAAAGAUCAGGUGAACCGCUAUCCAUAUGCGAGAUACAAAAAGUUCCCAACUUAUGAGCAAGCCCUACACUUCUUACGUGGAUCUGACAACUCCUCCAAGUCAUCUUAUAAACAAGCAAUGACUGAAUGGAUUCCGAGGGGGAAGGAAAAUGGCUGCACUACCUUGUAUGGAGAAGAAGUUGUCAAUAAGGAAGAAUUUGAAAAGCUUGAUAACCUGUGUAAAGAGCUUGAUGUCAAAUGGGCAGCCAGCAGAGCUGUGGAACAAGCUCUUGACCACAGUAUUGCCAGUCUGAAUGUUUGUACUGACAGCCAGUUUACUAUAAAGGGAAUGACUGAAUGGAUUCCGAGGGGGAAGGAAAAUGGCUGCACUACCUUGUAUGGAGAAGAAGUUGUCAAUAAGGAAGAAUUUGAAAAGCUUGAUAACCUGUGUAAAGAGCUUGAUGUCAAAUUGACACAUGUCCCAGGACACUGCGGCAAUCCAGAAAAUGAAAUGGCAGACUGGCUAGCCAGAAAAGGAACAAGAAAAUAAAAUUGUUACUUUUACAUUGUGCAAUAUAAUAGUUAAAUACUUUCAUUUAUAUUAACAUUUUGUACUAUAUUACAAGUAUCAUCCUACACAAUGUGUUUACAGCAUGAUUAAAUAUAGUCGUUUCUUUGC